AUGCCCUUUUACGCUGUAGCUAAAGGAAGAAAAGUGGGCAUUUUUCAUCAUUGGGAUCAAGUCAAACCCCUAGUCAAUGGUUUUAGUGGUCCCAAAUUCAAAAAGUUCAACACUGAAGCAGAAGCAAACAAAUUUGUGGAGGAAAACUCCGGUGAACAAACUCCUAGAGAAAUACACAACACUAAACGUCCAAGGUUCGAAUCAAAUUUGAAUCUUAUUUAUCAGGAAGCUGAUUUGAUCCCGAAAAAGUCCAUAGCACCUAGCUUGGCUGGUUUAAAAAUCAGCAGGUCAGCUGAUAAAUAUGACAUCGAAGAAGAGUUACCACCUGAGAUAUAUACCGAUGGUGCAGCUAGAGGGAACGGUACGAUGCAUACCAUAUCAGGCUACGGGGUAUUUAUAGGGAGAAAUCACACUAAUAUCUCCGUCAGUUGGAGAAAUUGUAAGAAAUACGCUGGUUCAGCCUACCCUACUAAUCAGACGUUAGAGCUUUUAGCCAUAAGACAUGGCUUGAAACUUAUAGAAUCGAAAAAACCACCUAUAAUAGUGAUCAAGACCGAUUCCCAGUUUGGUAUUAAUUGCCUAACUAAAUGGUCUGAAGGGUGGAAGAAAAAAGGUUGGAAAAAAACCGAUGGGAAACAAGUUGUACAUAAAGACAUUUUGAUAGAUUGUUUGGACAUAAUGGAUCGUAUCAAGUAUUCCACAAACUUACAAUUCGAACAUAUAAGAGGUCACCAAGGACAUUAUGGAAAUGAAAUGGCUGAUUUGUUGGCCAACUUAGCUUGUGAUAGUCCUUAG
This is a messenger RNA of Yamadazyma jaroonii, 795 nucleotides long. Lineage: Eukaryota; Fungi; Ascomycota; Pichiomycetes; Serinales; Debaryomycetaceae. The record is from the annotation of a GenBank genome assembly.